CCUGAGGCCAUGGCCCCCCCUCCCUGCAGCCGCUGCCGCUCCCAGCCCUCGUCCCUGCUCCGCUCCCGCUCGCUCCUCCCGUUCUGCCGCCGCUGCUUCGUGGCCGCCUUUGAGGCCGAGACCCUUCGGGCCCUGCGGGACCCCCGGGGGACCCCCAGACCCGGCCAGGCCGUGGCCGUGGCGGCCUCGGGGGGCAAAGAUUCCACGGUGCUGGCCCACAUUUUGUGUAAAUUGACCAAAACCAUCAAUUUGGGGCUGAGAUUGGCGCUGCUCUCCAUCGACGAGGGCAUCGACGGCUACCGGGAACCCUCCCUGGGGGCCGUCAGGGGUUUUGGGACCACCCUGGGGCUGCCCCUGCUGCUCCUGGGCCACCAAAACCUCUUCGGGGUCACCGUGGACGAGGCUGGAACUGCCCUGGGGGCGGCGCGGAGCCGCUGCACCUUCUGCGGGGUGCUCAGGAGGAGGGCACUGGAGGUGGCGGCCAGGGAGAUGGGAGCAGACUGGAUAGCCACUGGGCACAACCUGGACGACGUGGCCGAGACCGUUCUGAUGAAUUUCCUGCGCGGGGACGUCGCCCGCCUGCGCCGCGCGGCUACUGGGGACACCAGUGACACCAGUAACACCAGUGAGGCUACUGGGGACACCAGUGAGACCAGUAACACCAGUGAGGCCACCAGUAACACCAGUGAGACCAGUGAGACCAGUGAGACCAACAGGGACGUCGCCCGCCUGCGCCGCGCGGCGCAUGAGGCCACCAGUGACACCAGUAACACCAGUGACACCAGUAACACCAGUGAGGCCAACAGGGACACCAGUGAGACCAGUGGGGCCACUGGGGACACCACCGGGGACACCAGUAACACCAGUGAGACCAGUGAGGCCACCAACAGGGACACCAAUAGGGACAAUGGGGACACCACUGGGGACAUCGCCCGCCUGCGCUGCGCGGUGCACAAGGCCACCAGUGACACCAGUCAGACCAAUCAGACCAGCGAGACCACCAACAGGGACACCAGUGAGACCAGUGAGGCCACUGGGGACACCAGUAACACCAGUGAGACCAGUGAGGCCACUGGGGACACCAGUGGGGCCGCUGGAGCCACCAGGAAGGUUCCUCCACUCUUGUCAACCGUUGAGGACCCAACUGGAGUCUCCGGCAACUCAACGGGACCCGACGGAAACUCAACGGAAUUGAACCCAAAUCCAACGGAAUUCAACCCAAAUCUGAUGGAAUUGAACCCAAACCCAACGGAAUUGAACCCAAAUCCAACGGAAUUCAACCCAAACCCAACGGAAUUGAACCCAAACCUGAUGGAAUUGAACCCAAACCCAACAGGAUUCAACCAAAACCCAACAGGACCCAACGAAAACUCGUCAGGAAUCACCAAAAACUCAACAGAACUCAACAAGAACCCAACAGGACCUGACAGAAACUCAACAGAACUCAUCCAGAACCCACCAGAACUCAUCCAGAACCCAUCAGAACUCAUCCAGAACCCACCAGAACUCAACAAGAACCCAUCAGAAUUCAACUCCAACCCAACCCAACCUGCCAAAAACCCAAUGAAACCCCCCGAGAACCCAACGAGCUCCUUCAAGAACCAAAUGAAACCCAACAACGACCCAACCAAACCCUUUGAGAACCCAACAGAACCCAUCAAGAACUCAACAGAACCCAACAACGACCCAACCAAACCCUUCAAGAACCCAACGGAACCUGCCAAGAACCCAACCAAACCCAACAACGACCCAGCCAAACCCUUCAAGAUCCCAACGAGCUCUCUCAAGAUCCCAACCAAACCCCUUGAGAACCCAACGAGCUCCUUCAAGAACCCAAUGAGCUCCCCCAAGACCCCAACCAAACCCUUCAAGAUCCCAACCAAACCCCCCAAGAUCCCAACCAAACCCCCCAAAAACCCAACGAGCUCCCUCAAGAACCCAACGAGCUCUUUCAAGAUCCCAACCAAACCCCCCAAGACCCCAACCCGUCCCCCCAAGACCCCUCCCCAGGCUCCCCCCCUGCCGUGGGCGGGCCGUCUGAAGCCCCUCCGGCACGCGGCGCAGCGGGAGGUGGUGCUGUACGCGCGCUUCCUGGGCCUGGCCUACGCCAGCGCCGAGUGCCGGCACGCCCCGCUCGCCUUCCGCGCCCACGCCCGGGGGCUGCUCAAGGAGCUGGAGGCCGCCCGGCCCGCGGCCGUGCCCGCCCUGGCGCACUCGGGGCGCCGCCUGGCACUGGGGGGGGGGUCAGGGGGCAAGGGGAGCCCCCCCAGGGCGUGCGGGCGCUGCGGGGCCGUGGCCAGCGCGGAGCUCUGCUUGGUGUGCGCGAUGCUGGGCGGGCUGCGCAGGGGCAGGGCCCAGG
This is a messenger RNA of Myiozetetes cayanensis, 2359 nucleotides long. It is a transcript of the gene CTU1, whose product is annotated as cytosolic thiouridylase subunit 1. Gene Ontology annotation, cellular component: cytosolic tRNA wobble base thiouridylase complex; mitochondrion. Gene Ontology annotation, biological process: tRNA wobble position uridine thiolation. NCBI's taxonomy places the organism in Eukaryota, Metazoa, Chordata, Aves, Passeriformes, Tyrannidae. Gene Ontology annotation, molecular function: tRNA binding. The record is from RefSeq and is a predicted model, not a curated record.